Drosophila rhopaloa is the source of this 3152-nucleotide messenger RNA. RefSeq names its product histone-lysine N-methyltransferase 2D. NCBI's taxonomy places the organism in Eukaryota, Metazoa, Arthropoda, Insecta, Diptera, Drosophilidae. The coding region runs from base 194 to 2950 and encodes 918 amino acids. The transcript is spliced from 2 exons. The record is from RefSeq and is a predicted model, not a curated record.
UUGACACUGAUCGCGAUUGCGAUCGCUCCCCCAAUUCGAAAUCCGAUUCCACCUGAAAUUGAAAUCCGUAUAAAUAUGCGGAGCACACUCCACCGAUCGAUCAGACAGCUUUAGCGUUGGUCAGCUUUGGAGGUGGUCAGCAGUGAUUGGACUCCGCAAGUAGGACUUGGAUUUCGGACAGGAUCAGAACAGAAUGCUGCGAGGACUGCUGGUGGUGGUGCUGGUGGCCUGGAGCCAAGUGGAUGCGGCCACCCACGUCAACAUCUCGAUUGCCCAGCAGCCGGCCACGAAUCCGGCGGAUGUUAAGUACUUGGAGGGCAGUGCUCCGGCGGAGCUGAGGGCAGGUCCUCACAUGGACGAGGAUCGGCAGUUUCAGCGCAUCCAGGAGCGACAGCAGCAGGUCCAACCCCAAUCCCAAUCCCAGCAGCAACAGCAACAACAGGUGGUUCAAACCCAGCAACAGCAGCAGCCUCAGCAGUUGUCCCCUCGCCAGGGAUUGGGAUUACAGCCUCCGGCCCAAGGUCAGCCACCCAUGUCCAAGAACGGACGACUGCCCCGCCGGAGGAACCACAGCAGACGCCCCUCGAUCCACCAGCAGCCACCGAGUCCUCACAGUGGCCAGUUCCGGCAGAGGAACCAGCAGCUCCGCCAGAACCAGGAGUUCGAGCGGUACAUCCAGUCCUACCACAGCCAUGGACCCACUGUGGAGACGGUCUACGAGUCAUCGAAUCCCGCCCCCCAGCGCUACACCCAAACCAGCUCCGGAGUGACUUCCUCCAUGGAUGAUGCUGCUCCCCAGAAAAUGGUCACCAUUGGAGGUGGACAUCGAUCGCAGCAGCUGAGGAUGUUCGAGCGCCAGGUGGCUGCUCCCGUUUCCAGUCAGGGUCAAAGUGCAAAUGUGGAGGCGGCACAGGACAGCAAGCCCAUCUACGAGCCAGCUCAAGCGCCCAUCCAAACGGCCAACAUUGCGCCGGCCGUUAGUUCCAGCUCGUCAUCCUCGGGAGGAGCCAGUUCCUCUUCCUCCUCGUCAUCGAGUGCUGCCGCUCCCGCUGCUCCUUCCCUGCCAUCUGAUGCCUCUUCUGGCUAUGACUCCUCAUCCGGCUUCAGCCCAUCCACCAGCUACAAUCGUCCGAGCUACGACCCCAGUGGGUUCAGCUACGAGGAUGCCCAGGAGGUGGAGUACCAGGAUCAGUAUCCCCCAGAGGUGGAUGACGCUCCGGGCUACGAGGACUACGGGGAGCAAUCGGGAUACCAGGGUGGAUCGGGCUACCUGCCACCGGCUCCUCCGAGGGGAUAUACUCCUCCACAGCGUCCGCUGGUCACCAAGACCAUCCAAAUAGUGCAGCCCGCUCUGAAGGCCAAGAAGUACGAGGUGCGUCAUCCGGCCAUCCAAAAGGAGUUCUACGACAUCGAGGAGAGGGUGGUGAUCAAGCCGGCGGGAACUCUGGUCGUGGAACUGGAGCACCCGGUGGCCAAGAUCCCCAAGGGAGAGACGCUCCUGCCCCUGGGACAUCCCCAUCCCGCGGUGGCCUCCGCCUACAGCAACAACAACAAUGGCCAGAUCCAGACACAGAACACAUACAACGGUGGAGCGGAGUACAGGCCAUCCUAUGAUCAGCCUGCGGGUGCCAAGGAUCAGCAGACCACCACCAUUGGCUCCAGUGUGACCACCAUGCCCUCCUACGACCAGGCGCCCAAGGACGACUACGUGGAGUCCCGGUUGCAGCAGCAGCAGCCCCUGGGCGAUGUCACCGAUGGCAACCAGAAGAACCCCUCCUUCGUGACCGGAGUGGAUGGCCAGGGCAACGCAAUCAAGAUCAACACCAAGCACCUCACACCCAGCAUGGUCCAGCGGGCGGAGCCGGAGCAGGAGUACCAGCGGUCUGGCCAGCGUGUGUACCAGCAGAGGAACAACUUCAAUCGCCAGCCGUACAACGAGGACGACGACUACUUCUCGGGCGAGUACCUGCCCAAUGUGAGUGCCGGCAGUGUGGAGGCCAAGCCCGCCCGAUUGGAGCUGGCCGAGGAGGAGGAGCGACCCACCCAGAUCAUCAAGCACGAGCACAAAAUCCACCUGCCGCCCUCGCAGCACAACAUUUACCUGGGACGCAGCCGGCAGGUUCCCCUUAAGGAGAGGAGAGUCCAGGAGGUGCCCGCCCAGGUGAGCGAGAUCAAGCCCUAUCUGAAGAGCCACUCUGGACCCACGGUGGUGUAUGCCAAGACCCAGUCCCCCAGGACCUACUACAACCAGCCAUCCAGACAGCGAGUGGCCGAGGAGCUGGACUACAGUGCGCCCUACUCCCAGAUGAGGUUCAGUCCGGACGACCGAUCCUCCCGCUUGGUCCAGUCGCCCCAGGUGAGAUACCGAGCGGAGAGUGCGUCUGCCAGGCUGGUGGAGGCACCUCCCAAGCGGCAGGAGGAGGUCAAGAAGGAGCAGAACACCCACAUCCAAAUCCAGAUAGCCAAUGACCAGGACAAGUCGGCGGUGGUGGCCACCACCAUUGCUCCAGACUGCGAUAAGGGGCAGCAGCGAGCCGAACAGAAGUCGCAGCGCUUGGUGGAGGCACCCAAUUCCGAGGUGUCCGCCACCCAGGCCACUCCCGCGCAGACGAAGUCCCAGCCCGACGUGGAUGUGUCGCAAAAUGGAGCCGCCGGCCAUCUGAAACCCAAUGAGCGGGUUAUUGCGGCCACCGCCGCUCCCACAGACGCCUCGGCCACCAGUGAGACUUUCCACAAGCGGCGCAUCGUCGUGAAUCACCCGUUCCAAACGGUGCGCGAGGUGGUGGAGCACGAGCCCUUCACCAACUACCACCAGAUCCAGGUGAACGAGCCGGCUCCCCCCUCACACUAUCACCAGGCCUACUACCAACCGGCGCCACAGACACACGGGAGCUUGGUCCACUUCCAGACGUCGUCCACACAUGGCAACCUUUACGCUCCAUACGGAUAGAUUAGGAUUGGGGGAAUCUCCGAAGCCGAACCACGAACGAACCCGGCCAAUGCAUUUCCUUUGUUAAUUGUUAUCUUAGUUUUAGGAUAGAUCCUUUAGGUAGAACCCAAACCGGUGGAAGGGCCCUUUCCAUGACGACCCUGAUCUUCUUUCGCAUUAACUCGGUUUAAUCGCCUAGCCUUAAGUGCAGUUUUACUUGCCA